This is a messenger RNA of Anguilla rostrata (American eel), 2815 nucleotides long. RefSeq names its product glycoprotein IX platelet (gene gp9). The transcript has 2 exons. The record is from RefSeq and is a predicted model, not a curated record. Bases 703 to 1452 code for a protein of 249 amino acids. NCBI's taxonomy places the organism in Eukaryota, Metazoa, Chordata, Actinopteri, Anguilliformes, Anguillidae.
AACAUUACCUUAUUCCUUUUAUUGUACUGAUAUUUCAAAAGCACCUGUAUAUACACUAGAAAAGAUAGUGUGCUUUGGCUGACAAACCUUAAUGCCCCUGCUGGUAGUUUUCUAGUUCAGUGGUAAACCUCAAAGUGAUGACACUGUAAUAAGGUGCUUUUUACGGCUCUAGGAUGUAAUAACUCGCCUUUAUUUUCAGUUUAAUAUUCUCUAAAUAGAUGAGACAGAACAGGAAAGUAGUUCCCCACACACUUCAGAAUAAAAUAAAUGAUUAAAUUUUGUGUUGGUUCAUAUAAUUCUGUACUGAGCCUGUCACGUCCAUAUGCAUCAGCUUACAUAAUGCAUCUGCCUCAUGUAUUGAGCUCGCCAGAUGCCUCCCAGAGAUGGGGUUGAGGACACUCUUAUCUCUGAGCUCCAGAGGGGCUUCCCCAGGGUCAUGUGAUCUUGACUUCAUUUUGUCAGUGGUGGUUUUGCGCUCUUCCUGUGCUGUGGUUCAGAGACGUGCACUUUCAGAAGGCUCAGUGGUUGAAAAUAUUUGUGAAAAAUACCUGUCAAUAUUCAAAGCUUUUAAGGUGACCUAACAGGUCAUCAACUCAGCCGAAGACCGAGCGCAUUUGUCGUGUUGAGCUCAUUGGAAACAGCUCUCUUAGAUAUGAGCAGGAGUGUAGAGAGUCAUUUCUCUGCUGGCUUGGAACAGAAAGGAUGCUUUCUGGGCCAGCAUUAGUCAUCCUCCUCCUGCUGGCUCCAUCCACAGGGCAGCCUGUCCCGAGCCCCUGCCGCUGCUCCGCCCUCCAGCCGGAGGGACUGCGCGUUAGCUGUGGCUCUCAGGACCUCGCCGAGCUGCCCCAGCUCCCGCCGGGGACCGCCGAGCUCUACCUGCAGGACAACUGGCUGACCGGCGUGCCCCCGGGGAGCUUCGACGCCCUGCGGGGCCUGCGGAGACUCAACCUGACGGGCAACCCCUUCCACUGCGGCUGCGCCAUCUGGUACCUGUCCGCCUGGCUGCGGGAUCACGCCGACGUGACCGUAGGGACCCCUACCUGCGCCUCGCCCGUCGGCCUGGCGCACAGACCCAUCGCCGGUCUGGACCAGGCCCACUUCUCCGCCUGCGGCAAGAAACGGGCGGCUAGCGGCGCCUUGGACGUCGUCACAGUGCUGGUGCUCGCCGCUCUCGUCCUCCUGUUGCUGUGGUGCCUGAAGACCGCCCGGAGAUCCACCUUCAUUGUAGAGGUUUUCGCCAGACACUCUGGGUUCGAGGCCCACACUCUGCGGUCUCUCAAACCCAAACACAAGAGGCACAAGAGGCAAUCGGUGCCGUCGGAGGACAGGGAGCUGAUGCUAGAGCACAUGGAUGACAGCAACAUAGAAGCACCUUUGAUUAACAUGGAAAUCCUUCCUCAGAUACUGGACGUUUUGCAGAAGAAGCACAACAUGAGGUUUAAGGCACCAUGAGGAGGAAGACAGAACAGUGCACACCAUUUAAGAGAGUGUUCCUCACCAGGAAUAAGACUAUAUGGUAAAUGGACUGCAUUUGUAUAGGGCUUUUGUCCAAAGCUCUUUACAAUUGAUGCCUCUCAUUCACCCAUUGACACAUACACUCGCACACCAACGGUGAAAGGCUGCCAUGCAAGGUACCAAUCAGCUAGUUGGGAGCAAUUAGGGGUUAGGUGUCUUGCUCAGGGAUACUUUGACACACCCAGGGCGGGGGAUCGAACCGGGGAUCGAACCGGCAACCCUCCGUCUGCCACUCUUACCUCCUGAGCUAUGUUGCCCCUGUAUUCUAUAAAAUACAAUUUUACAAUGUUAUAAGUGACAGUUCACCACAACAGGAAGAUUUCACCAAACGAUUAAAACUCUUCUGAACUAGACAAAUAUGAAUUGUAACUAACUGAAUUAACUUUCAUAUCAAUUGGACAUAUGAAAAGGAUGAUCCAGAUGAGGGCAGACUUUUUCCCCUCUGUGGCAGAAGCACAAAAUGCACAGAAUGAAGUAAUAAGUGUCUAAGUGUCUUUACUGUCCACAAUGGAGAGUUGUCUGUUACAUAGAUAGUUUAAGUGCUAAUAGGAACAUUUCCACAGCCAUGUCAGUGCUGGGCAAGCUAUUACAUGUCAAUGUUUGUCUUCCCAAAACCACUUUCAGCCUUUGGUUGUGCCUUCUUAGCCCGUAAAACCUGCGUAUUUGAUGCUUUUAAUCCCCUUUGUCCUUAUUGGGCCAGUCAGAGAAAAGGGCUGUGGUCAUGGUCAGUUAUGCAGAAGUAUCAGCAUGUUCAUGAUCAGUAAAAAAAAAACAAUACUGGAGCACAAGACAUUAAAUACAGUACUAAUUCACUCAUUCUCUGAAACAUGACAAGAGAAUAAGAUGCCAUAAACUAAUAGAAUGUUGUAUUUUAAAGAAUCUGGAAACCAUAACCCAAAUGUAGUAGUUCUAGUAGUAAUGUACAACAUCAAACUUAACAUUGAUCAUUUAUAGAUGCUUUAUUUUGUGUUCAUUUUUACAGCCCUGUCUUGAUUUAGUCUUAGUGCUUAACUGCAUCUCUAUGUAUAACAGGGGUCUCAGACUGCACACCUGGAGGGCCACAGUCUGCUGGUUUUUAGUGCGUUUUAGCACUUAAGUGCUUAAAUCGAGUCUCUGGGUCCACACACCUUGUUUAUAACACCCAAAAUGGCUGCAGAUUGAAAGGAAACCAUAAAAAACUGGCAAAUGGUGCAUCCCUCCAGGACUGGAAUUUGAGAUCACUGCUGUGUACUCUUGUGUAACCUCAAAAUGAGUAUUUCCCAUUUAUUAUGCAGUAAUAAAUAAUUUGGAACUAUUUCAA